Dermatophagoides pteronyssinus (European house dust mite) is the source of this 802-nucleotide messenger RNA. RefSeq lists its product as uncharacterized. NCBI's taxonomy places the organism in Eukaryota, Metazoa, Arthropoda, Arachnida, Sarcoptiformes, Pyroglyphidae. The record is from RefSeq and is a predicted model, not a curated record. Gene Ontology annotation, biological process: mitochondrial electron transport, NADH to ubiquinone. Gene Ontology annotation, cellular component: respiratory chain complex I; mitochondrial inner membrane.
AAUCCUUGUUUUGAUUUUUUUUUUGUUUUGUUUUGUCUUCGUUGUUGUUCGGAUUUUUUUUCUGAUUUUUUUUGAAGUCUUAAUCAAAAUGCUCGAUAUACCGGACAUUCGUUUCGAUGUUAAUCAUCUACCAUUUCGAUCAUUCAUACCACAGAUUCAAAAAGAAUAUAUUAAAGAUCCGGAAAAUUAUAAUAAAAAACGUGAUUUUCUAAUCAAUUAUUUCUAUUCAAAACCAGAUUAUGCUGUACCGCAUGAAAAAUUAUUUUAUAGUACAUGUUUUGGUUUAAAAGCUGGUACUAUUUAUGGUACAUUUGAAGUUUGUGCCGCUGAAUUAGGACGAUGGAAACCAUCGAUCAUAAUGUUUGCUAAACGUGUAUCAUUGCUUACUGCAUAUUUUGCAACGUAUGGUGCUGUAUCAAAUGCAGCGGCUAAUUUACGUGGCCAAAAAGAUGAUCUUCUUAAUCAUGCUAUCGGUGGUGGAUCACUUGGUUUUAUCUAUGGUUAUAUGGCAAAAUCAUCUGCAGCCGGAUCAAUAGCCGGUGUUAGUUGUGCAUUAAUAGCAAUGGCAUGUAAAACAUUUUCACAAAGCAAUAGUUAUAUAUUUCAUCCGGAUAUGGAAAAACUACAAGAACGUGGUAGUAUUUAUGGUAAUCCUGAUUUAAGAUUUUUCCAUGAUCAAGAAUUAAAAGAACGAAGACAACAUUAUCUACUCGAAGAUGCAUAGAAAAGCAAAAAAAUUUUUAUUAUUUCAAUCAAACAUUAUUAUUCAAUUCAUUCAAUGAAACAAGCAAACAAACAUUGC